This is a messenger RNA of Setaria italica (foxtail millet), 905 nucleotides long. Its product is annotated as protein FLOWERING LOCUS T. Lineage: Eukaryota; Viridiplantae; Streptophyta; Magnoliopsida; Poales; Poaceae. The record is from RefSeq and is a predicted model, not a curated record. The transcript has 4 exons. The coding region runs from base 70 to 603 and encodes 177 amino acids.
UUGAGCUCUCACAUCCUCACCUAGCACACGACAAGAACUAGUAUUCUGUUCUCCCAAAUCGAUCACUCCAUGUUCAAUAUGUCUAGGGACCCGUUGGUCGUCGGCCAUGUUGUUGGGGAUAUCGUGGAUCCCUUCAUCACAACAGCAUCAAUGAGGGUCUUCUACAAUAAUAAGGAGAUGACAAAUGGAUCUGAGCUUAAACCAUCUCAAGUGAUGAAUGAGCCAAGGGUCCAUAUCAGUGGGCGUGACAUGAGGACUCUCUACACACUUGUCAUGGUGGACCCUGAUGCACCAAGCCCUAGUAACCCUACUAAAAGAGAGAACCUUCACUGGUUGGUGACAGACAUUCCAGAGACAACUGAUACCAGUUUUGGCAACGAAAUAGUUCCCUAUGAGAGCCCGCGUCCAACUGCUGGAAUCCAUCGCUUUGUGUUCAUCCUGUUCAGGCAGUCAGUCAGGCAGACCACCUAUGCGCCGGGGUGGAGAUCAAACUUCAACACCAGGGACUUUGCAGCGAUCUACAACCUUGGCGCACCCGUCGCCGCAGUGUACUUCAACUGCCAGAGAGAGAACGGUUGUGGUGGAAGAAGGUACAUAAGGUGAUAUACGAAGUUGCUGUGUGUCCUAAUAAUAUUAACUAGCUGUGUGCUUGACUCUCUGAAGACAGAGAAGCAUAAAGAAUAGCAUUUGGGCUAUAAGUACUUCUAGCAAAUGAAAAAUAUAUCAUGUGUGUUUGUGUGGUAUUAGUAGUGUGGGUGAGCAUUGCAAGGACGAUGCUCGCAAUCAUAAGAACUAUCAUUAGUUCACUACACAUUGUAAGUCUGAUGUAAUGUUAUCCUUGCUUGCCCUGGCCUUCUCAAUCACAAGAAGUAUAGCUGGGGAAAUAGUUGAAUUAUUGUUGGGAA